AUGGCUAAUUUGAACCAGCCUAGGACAUACAACAACCCAGGCUACCUGCAGAACGGCGGUGUUUCCCAGCCCGGAGCUGCUCCUCUUCUGCCCAACCAAGGCCGUGUCAUCCAGACUGGUCCCAUGCGAGUCCUCUGUAUCGCCGAUGUUCGAGGUAACCUGCGAUCGCUCAACGAGCUUGCCAAGCAGGCUCGCGCCAACUACAUCAUCCACACCGGCGAUUUCGGCUUCUACGAUGAUACAUCCCUAGACAGGAUCGUUGAAAAGACACUUAAGCACGUUGCUCAGUACUCACCCCUCAUCUCAGAGCCCGUCAAGAAAGCCAUUCAACAAGGCGGCCCCGGUCCCAUCAAGUCUCGAUUCCCCGCUAGCGACCUGCCUCUUUCCGAGCUCCCUCUUCUCCUCAGCGGCGAGCUCAAGCUUGAUGUCCCCGUUCAUACAGUCUGGGGUGCUUGCGAAGAUGUUCGUGUUCUCGAGAAGUUCCGAUCCUCCGAGUACAAGGUCCACAACCUCCACAUCAUUGAUGAGGCCCGGUCGAUGUUGCUAGAGAUUGGCGGUGUCAAGCUGCGUUUGCUCGGUCUUGGUGGCGCUGUUGUUAUGCACAAGCUCUUUGACAAUGGAGAGGGCCGCACCACCAUCGCUGGUGGACAGGGUACGAUGUGGACUACGCUUCUUCAAAUGGGCGAACUGGUAGACACGGCACACAGAGUUUAUGAUCCAACCGAGACUCGUCUCUUCAUCACGCAUGCCUCCCCUGCCCGAGAGGGCAUCCUCAAUCAACUCUCCGUCGCUCUCAAGGCCGACUUUUCCGUCUCAGCUGGCCUUCAUUUCCGCUACGGAAGCUCCUACAACGAAUUCAGUGUCAACCCCACGCUUGAUCACUACCGUGGCAAACUCGCUGCCUCCAAGGCUUCGUUUAGCGACGUUUGGGAGACUGUCAAGGGUGAGGUUGAGCCUGCCAUUGCCCAAAACGAAGCCCAGCAGAACCUUCUCAAAAAUGCUCUUCAAAUCGUUGAGAAGAUGCCUACUACUGCUGCUGGUGGCAACCCCUUUGGCGGCCCUGUUAGUGGCCAUGCCGCCUUGGGACAGGUUGACGAGAGUGCAUUCAAAAACAUGUGGAACUUCAACUUGGCGGAUGCGGCUUUUGGCUAUCUUGUUCUGGAGAUCCAAGACGGACGCAUUGGCACAGAGAUGCGCGCCCAGGGCUUCAACUUUUCUCAUAGAGGAGCUAAGCAACAGCCUGGCGCUACGGCCAGCGCGCCGGUCACUUCGACUUCUGCCAGCGCCCCUACACCACCUCCUGCGGCUGCCGCGCUUACUUCCCGUCCGGCCCCCGAAAAACAUGAAAAGUCUGAGAAGCAGGUUAAGGGCUCCACGCCGGCAAAGCCGGCUACUCCUCAACCUAACCAGGGCAACGGUAACAAGGAUGCGGAGAAGACUCCCGCUUCCGCCAACGGCGGCACUGACCCCGUUACUUCCCCCGCUCCCAAGAUUGUUCCCUCCGAUAUUAUUGGUUUGUUCAUUAUGAACGUUAGCACCGAGGACCAGUGUCGCGAACUAUUCAAUGAUGAGGACAGGGCCAAGAUUGUAAAGAUCGAGAAGUGGGGCAACUCGAACAAGGUUGUUCAGUUCAAGACUAUGACUGACCGAGACACCGCUAUGGACAACCUUCCGGACUCUGUCAAGACGAGAACUUCGGAGGACCGCACCAAACCCUGGGUCAAGAUCUUCCAGCCUCGUGAGACUAAGGUUGGCGCCCGCGGUGGCGCUGGAAAUUGGGGCGGCAGUGCGCGCGGUGGCGGCAGUGCCAGCGGAUAUCGCAGUGCUGGAGGAGCCAGUGACUCCGAAAGCAACCUCCGUGGCGGUCGCGGCGGUCGCGGUGGCCGUGGUGGUCGUGGCGGUGACCGUGGCCGAGGUGGCCGUGGCCGUGGAGGCAAAGGUGAUGCAAACACGUCUUCACCUGCCGGUGGUGCAGAGUAA
This is a messenger RNA of Cordyceps fumosorosea ARSEF 2679, 1980 nucleotides long. RefSeq names its product Ser/Thr protein phosphatase family protein. The coding region runs from base 1 to 1980 and encodes 659 amino acids. Lineage: Eukaryota; Fungi; Ascomycota; Sordariomycetes; Hypocreales; Cordycipitaceae. The record is from RefSeq and is a predicted model, not a curated record. The transcript is spliced from 2 exons.